CCGGUUGAACUAACCACAACAAUGACUCCCAAUCGGAAAUUCACUGAUAGAAGCUGAAAGCGUCGUGUUUGUGCGUUUAUUUGCACAUCUCAGAGAUUCAUCGAUGGUCUUUUUCUUCUUCUUUUUUUGUCUCCUUCAGAUCAGAAAAGACAAGAGUGAAAAAGUGAGAGAGCGCAGGUAUGGCACAACAAGCCGCAGCAUGACUAAUAAAGAACUCCUUCAGACUGAGGAAAGGUGAGCAUCUGCCUGGGAACAGAGGGCGAGAGACCCGUCCACGCGGCUAAGGGUGCCGGUCUCAUAGAAGUAUCUUGGUCUUAAAAGUUAAAGACGUAACUAAAAACAUUUUUUUUAAUAGUUUUUCGGGUUUUUUUGUGCACAAAUGUGCCCCCAGCGGACGGUGCCACUGGCGCUGUGGCGCACAGGACUGCUGCUCGGCUUCCUCACUUUGUGCGCCUCUCUGGAAGAGGGAUGUGUUCUUGGUGUAGUCGGGCGGCCGGUGUCGCUGUCCUGCUUCUACCCUGAGUCGGGCUUACUUCCCUUCGGGAAUUUCUCCAUUGAGUGGAAGAGAGACGAAGAAGUGGUGCUCAGAUCAGUGUGGGAAGAGGGUAGAAGUGUGGACACAUGGAGCAUCAAUAAUGCCUCGCUCUCCGUUAAAGGAGGUCUGCCCGGAAACUUCUCCUUGGAGCUGCCAGCUGUUGAUCCCAGAGAGGACCCGGUGUUUUACAAUCUAUCCAUUUCAGAGGGGAACCAUAGUGUCCAGGUGUGCUCUGUUUGCGUCAGGAUAGCAGCCAGUUUCAGCCACCCACAGGUGCAGAAGGAAGCAGCAGUGCAGGGCAACGAGAAGGUCUUCCUGUGUCAGGCCAGUGGAGGUUACCCUCUGCCUGAAGUUUACUGGCUCAUCAACGAGAGCGACCAGCCCCCCGAAGGCUCUGUGAGGACCGUGACCUCAUCCCUCCCAAACUCCGUCCUCUACAACAUCACAAGCCACCUGACCGUCAACAUUUCCAAAGACUCCACGGUAUUGUGCGUCAUAGAGAACCAGUCCCUGAAUGAAACCUUUACAUCAAAAAGCAUCAUCGUUCCCGGCGGCCCUCCGGUUAGACGAGCAUCGGAGGCCAUGUGGAUCUUCAGCACAGGUCUCUGCGUAGUGGUGGGGAUCAUGGUGAUUGCCGGAGUGGUGUAUCAGAUUAACCUGGACAGGAUAAGCAAGAGGAGGAAGAAGGAGCACCAACAACAAGAGAGAGGAUACAGAAGACGAUAUCAAUUCAUGGAGGAAACCGAGACGAUGACGACACAGGCUAAAGAGACAGAUGUGUAAAGUCCUGAUUACAGGUCACUUUUUUUUUUUUUUUUUUUUUAGCCAUGAGGCACCAGAGCACUGAUAUGUAAAUAUGUUCUCAUUGUAUUUGUGACCACGUCUUGAGGAUUUAGUAAGUGAAACGUUUUGACAUGUGUGGACAUACAGUAUGUCUAGUUGUGUUUCAUGUUUAGUCGAGUUGAUUAAAGAAUAAAGAUUCCUACAUUA
Mugil cephalus (flathead mullet) is the source of this 1525-nucleotide messenger RNA. RefSeq names its product ICOS ligand-like. Gene Ontology annotation, cellular component: external side of plasma membrane. The record is from RefSeq and is a predicted model, not a curated record. Lineage: Eukaryota; Metazoa; Chordata; Actinopteri; Mugiliformes; Mugilidae. Gene Ontology annotation, biological process: immune response; cell surface receptor signaling pathway; positive regulation of T cell proliferation. The transcript is spliced from 5 exons. The coding region runs from base 380 to 1318 and encodes 312 amino acids.